Peromyscus californicus insignis is the source of this 3645-nucleotide messenger RNA. RefSeq names its product fibronectin type III and ankyrin repeat domains 1 (gene Fank1). The record is from RefSeq and is a predicted model, not a curated record. NCBI's taxonomy places the organism in Eukaryota, Metazoa, Chordata, Mammalia, Rodentia, Cricetidae. Gene Ontology annotation, cellular component: nucleus. The coding region runs from base 121 to 1176 and encodes 351 amino acids. Gene Ontology annotation, molecular function: protein binding. Gene Ontology annotation, biological process: regulation of apoptotic process. The transcript is spliced from 10 exons.
CCCCGCCCGGCCCCGUCCGCGGUUGUCAGGACAACCCGAGCGACGCCCGUCACGGAGAACAGGCGUUAGGAGGGCGGCGCCGCCAGGGCUCGGCCCGAGGGGCCCGGGGAGCAGCUGACCAUGGAGCCCUACAAAAUUGUGCCAUCCUCAAAGCCGCAUCCUCCUGUCGUGGGCAAAGUGACUCAUCACAGCAUCGAACUGUACUGGGAUCUGGAGAAGAAAGAGAAACGUCAAGGACCACAGGAGCAGUGGCUUCGGUUCUCCAUUGAAGAGGAAGAUCCUAAGAUGCACAAUUACGGUGUUAUUUACACGGGUUAUGCGACAAAGCAUGUGGUUGAAGGUCUAGAACCAAGGACACUGUACAGAUUUCGACUGAAGGUCACCAGCCCCUCUGGAGAAUAUGAGUACAGCCCAGUCGUCUCGGUGGCUACGACCAGGGAGCCCAUAAGUAGCGAGCACUUCCACCGUGCUGUCAAUGUGAAUGAUGAAGAUCUCCUGCUUCGAAUACUGGAAGGAGGCCAUGUAAAGGUGGACGUGCCUAACAAGUUUGGCUUUACUGCCCUCAUGGUUGCUGCUCAGAAAGGCUAUACCAGGCUUGUGAAGAUCCUAGUUUCCAAUGGCACGGAUGUGAAUCUGAAGAACGGAAGUGGCAAGGACAGUCUCAUGCUGGCUUGCUAUGCAGGGCACUUAGAUGUUGUGAAAUACCUCCGAAGACAUGGAGCUUCUUGGGAUGCUAGAGACCUCGGAGGCUGCACGGCUCUGCACUGGGCUGCAGAUGGAGGCCACUGCCCUGUGAUUGACUGGAUGAUAAAGGACGGCUGUGAGGUAGAUGUUGUGGACACUGGUUCAGGAUGGACGCCGCUCAUGAGAGUCUCUGCUGUGACGGGAAGCCAGAACGUAGCUUCACUUCUCAUCGAGGCUGGGGCUGACGUGAAUAUGAGGGACAAAGAUGGAAAGACGCCUCUCAUGAUCGCUGUCUUAAACAAUCACGAACAGCUAGUUCAGUUACUUCUUGACAAAGGGGCCGAUGCAAGUGUGAAAAAUGAGGUAAUGUUUAUUGGGAGAUCUCCCUUAGAGAAGAAAGACAUGCAUGAGACUCGCACACUCCAAUCUGUAAUUAAGUUCUGCUUCCUUCCAGUUUGGCAAAGGUGUCCUAGAAAUGGCCAGAGUUUUUGACAGACAGAAUGUACUCUCCUUAUUAGAAGAAAGGAAAAAAAAGCUGCCGAGGAAGUCCUCUGUCCACUGACUGGAGCGUCACCCGUCUGAGAGACCGACCAGAGCAAAACAGCAAACCCUGACUGCUGGGCCAGACAUGUGAUGUGCCGAGUCUCUGAGGAUGAGACGUUUAUUUAUUUAGUUGGAGAUUCACAGUGACUUUUAUGUAACAGGCAACUCUUCCCACAUUGAAAUACAUCUUUUUACCUAAGCACAUGCAUAUGUGGUCUCCUCACUGGGCGUCUACAGAACUGGAAUGUUUCCUUGCCCUGUGCCUUUGCAGUUAGACAUGAAACCAAAUAUUUAUGUGCUGGUGCUCCACAAAUGCGCACGCGGGUGUCCACUCCCGCCCCCCCCCAGCUGUCCUCAGGAUGCUCCAGGCCUACUGGCCUUCUUCUUCUCAUGUGUUUCUUAUUAUCUCUCCCACACCACAGCCGUCCAGGCUGCUGUCGCCUCCCGCAGCGGGGUGCCUCCUAAGCACCCAGGCGCUUUCUCUUAGGCUCUUGGCCUCACAUCAAAGCUCCAGAAUAUAUAUCUGAAGACGGUGCUGUCUGUUAGCAGUGUUGAGUCGAAGGACAGUGCUGGGAGGACAGGUCCAUCAGUUCAUGUGUUUGCACACACUCACCUCUUCGGUCAAAGGUCCCAGCCCACAGGUGCCUGGACAGCUUCAGCAAUGAGUCGUGUAUUGCAUUUAGUGUAGAGAGCAGACAAGAUUUUUGAGGCAAAUUGUAUAGUUUGUAGACAAAGAGGGGCCAACCACCACCAAGACCGUUGGUUAGGAGUCCAAAGAGAGAAAUGUGGGAAGCUUUAGGUAGGCCAAGCUCAAAAGCGAGCAAAGUUAGAGACACCACAUGCAUUUUAUGUCUCUUGGGACAAACUGAGGGCCUUCUAGUAAAGCAGCUAUAAAGGCCCUCACAGGAGUGGACUAUUCUUUUUUUUUUUUAGCUAGGGAAGGCCCAUGAGAAGGUAACCAAGGUUUAGCACUAGGGAAGCCACAGAGAGCGCAGCCACACAUUGAUGCAGAUGUGAACAGCUAUCAGCUGUCAGCCUUCUCUGCAGAGGUCAUAGAGCAUUCAGCUGAGGACUGCUCUGUGGGCUGUGUGUAAUCCUGCCUGUAGACGUUGCAAUGGCACUUUAUCUUUCUAUAAAGGCUUAUCUUCUGCUUUGUUGGUGAUCAGCAUUGACACCCACCUUACAGUCCUCUCUGGGUCUGAUGGAGAUGGCAUUCACCAGCCCCUCCAUGGGGAAGGAGUACAUCUCACAUCCUUCCUUGCCAGCAUCAAGCUUGGCGACAUUGUCAACUGUCUGGCCUUACUACUGAACCAUGCCUACAUUCCUGAGAUGGUCGCCCUGGGUUCUGGAGGACAGCUGGGUCUGCAUGCUCAAAAGCCACAUUAUUUGCCAUGCAUUUGCCUGAUGAUUAGAAGGUGGUUUGCAGCCUGCUUAUUUUAUCCCCCAAGUAACUCAUGGUGCUGUUUUUCUAACUCAUUAAAUUACAUGCUUUAUUUUUAUAAAUUUAUUAUUUAUUUUUAUGCAAGGCUUUUUGUUGUUCCUUUUAUAGAAAUCGAGCUCACUUUGUCUCAACUCUUUUGUUUAGUAAUUUAUGUAUUUAGGCCUCUGAGUUUUCCCCUGGGGAAAACUUUGUUCUAGUAUCAUAAGGCUUUCUUUCACUGAACCUUCCCGAUCCUAAGACACUAUGGGGUCACCUGUUAGUCACCUUUGUGGGUUUCUUUCAGACCUUCUGAACUGGAUUAUCAGAGACAGGGCAGAGGAGUAGAUUUUAACAAGCACAAUAGGUAAAUGCUUCUAAUUCUGGGAAUUUGAAAAAUAUCCCAUAGUAUAGACAUUAUUUCCAGUGUUACAUUUGCUGUUCUCCAGGUGGCUGAAGAAUUCCUACAUUGCUCGGGCAUACAGUUGUUUUGUUGGCUUUUGUUUGUUUGUUGACUCUUUGAUCCUGAGAGGCACUAGGGCAGAGGUCAGAUGCUGUGCAUUUGGAAGGCCUGUGUGUGUGUGUGUGAAUUUGAUUUGUUAGUCACCUGGUGACGUCAUAAAACCUACUCGCUUUGUCUUGGGUUAAGUAGUAAUAACAGAGAUUCCUUUAUUUUUGCUAUAAUUUUGAAUAUAUAUAUAUUAUUUUCUGCAGUUUUAUGAAGUUGGAUGCUAUUUUAAAAAUGUGUAAGUGUAUGUCAAUCAUUUAGAUUUUCUUUGCUGAUAAUCUGAUACUCCUAUGACUGCUUACUUUUUGAACUUUUCUAUAAGUAAUAUGAAGUUUUAAAAUGAUUUUGAUGGGUUAUGAAUUCACAUUGUUCAGAAUGGUAUCGGUUCCCCACUGUCUCACCAGUGCUGUUUUGACAGGCAUUUUCUCUCGUCUUUGUUCCCAGGACUGGCAACAUGAAUACCUUGACCCUUCCACACUUCUCCUCAGCUGUU